CAAUGUGUUGGGACUUCUAAAGGUAGGACAAGUCAAAGAUGAACAUUUUGUGUAGAAGGCUGUGUUUACAAUGCAACAAGUCUGUGAGGAGACUGGAGGGAUUCAAAGUACAGUUCAUUCAGCAGAAAUCAAAAAGCGGCAAAUAUAUUGAGGAUCCUUAUGUAGAAAAAUAUAUGAUCAAUUAUUUACAAGCUAUAUCUAAGGAAAAUGGAAAGAAAUUUCUUGACGGCCUAGACAGUCAUCUGUUGGAAAGAAAAAGACAACUAGAAGUUCUGUAUGCUAUUAGAGUGGCUGAGGGUAUUGAAAAUACUCCUUCAGAGCUAAGUGCACAUGAUUGGAGAGUGAUUCUAACAUCUGUAAAGACUAAGGAGGAAUUUGAUCGUUAUUUGACAAAGGUGUUUAUACGUCAGAAGAAAAGGCGAUUGACUGUGGAAGCUAGAAAUGAAGUAUACAACAAAUUACGUCGCCCAUGUGAUGAAGAAGAUCUACAGAUCAUUCAGCGUAUUUAUUUUAUGAAAAAUCAUUUAUCCCAUUGGAAGGGAAUGCACUCUUUACUUCACGGGAGACCUGUUGUUCUAGAUAUGGACUAUCAAUCCGUUGAUGAAGACGAAACCUUUGAAACAGCACGGCAAAUUGAAAACAUGUAUAAUUGUAACCUGGAGCAUCGUCAGCCUUGUCAUUUACAUUUCACUAGUUUUCACAGGAAUGAGAUACUGGUUAGAAUGCUAGAAAUGAAAAGAAACAUGUUUGUUGACUUUCACCAAGAAAGUUUUCACAAAGUUUUUCCGCGGGAUCGUCUGUUCUAUUUAGUUGCUGAAGGACCAGAUAUUUUACCUGAAGAGAUAGACGAUGAUACAAUUUUUGUACUUGGAGGCAUAGGGGGUACCCAUGUGCGGAAAAGGUCACUAAAAAGAGCAGUCUCGCUAGGUAUCCCUUACGGAUGUCUUCCGGCAGAUCAAUUUGUAAGGCGGAAAGCAAGAAGUUCUAGGGUAUUUUACUUACAGACUGUUCUAAAUAUCAUGCUAGACAAAUUCGCUGGCGAUCCAUGGAAGUUAGCUUUUGAAAGACAUCUACCGGAUGACAAGUAUCAAAAAUUUCCGGAUUUAGAAAAACCUUUAGAAGAUGCAAAAGCCAUAGAAUCUUAUGUACAGUUUCAACAAUUAUACAAAAUUCUUGACAAAUGAUGUCUAUGCUGAUACUGGUAUUAUUACAGAGUAGUAAGAAGGUUAAUUGCUGGGAAUUAAACAUGUACCAUUGGUAAACAAGCGGUUUUUCCCGAUUUCUCAAGAACAGCACAAGUCAAAGUGAAUAUAUACAGUGUACGUUUAUAAAUUCACAGGAAAGAAGGUGACAUGUGCCUGUAACCGCAAAACAUCAUACAGCGAUUUUUUUUAUCCACUGUGUAUUGUCCAUACAUAAUUAUGUAUGUUCGUCAUUCAACUCUGUGUUUAGGAUGUCAAAUCUGCUGUGUUUACAAGGUACAUUCGUAUAUCGCUUGCAAAAAGAUCACAUUGCGUCAAAAAUUAGCAAACAAACAAUGGGUUACACCGUCUUCUCUAAUUAAGCUGGAAAGCCUGUCAUUUAGUUUACUGUUAACUCCUUGCUAAUAAAAGUUAUUAAUUUGUAAUUAACAGCUUUAAUGUUGGUAUUAGAUAAUUAACAGCGUUAAUGCUGUUGUUAUAAUGUUUUUUACGAUACUGACUUCUGACUUAUUCUUUUUAGCUCACCUGUCACAAAGUGACAGGGUGAGCUUUUGUGAUCGCUUUUCAUCCGGCGUCCGUCCGUCCGGUAUCUGUAAACUUUUACUUUAAAUGACAUCUCCUCAUAAACCACUAAGCCAAUUUCAUCCAAACUUCACAGGAAUGUUCCUUUGGUGGUCACCUUUGAAAAUUGUUCAAAGAAUUUAAUUCCAUGCAGAACUCUGGUUGCCAUUGCAACCAAAUGAAAAAACUUUAAAUAUCUUCUUCUAAAAACCCAAAGAGCUAGAGCUUAGAUUUUUGGCAUGAAACAUCUUCUAGUGAGUGUCUACCAAGUUUGUUUAAAUAAAAGCCCAUCGGU
Ruditapes philippinarum (Manila clam) is the source of this 2058-nucleotide messenger RNA. RefSeq names its product tRNA methyltransferase 10 homolog C-like. The record is from RefSeq and is a predicted model, not a curated record. Lineage: Eukaryota; Metazoa; Mollusca; Bivalvia; Venerida; Veneridae. Bases 39 to 1184 code for a protein of 381 amino acids. The transcript is spliced from 5 exons. Gene Ontology annotation, cellular component: nucleus; nucleoplasm; mitochondrion. Gene Ontology annotation, molecular function: tRNA binding. Gene Ontology annotation, biological process: positive regulation of mitochondrial translation; mitochondrial tRNA 5'-end processing.